GCGGCUCUAGGACCCAGUCACAGAUAGCCCGGGGGUGUGGCUAUAUUUUUAAUCUGACCACAGAACCUGUUAACUGUCUGCUGCUUCCUCUACAACAGCCCCCACAGAGCCUUGCCAUAGUUCCUCAAUGUGAGAGCUGCUUGCCUCUGCUUUAAUCAGGCUCCCCCUAGAGCAGUUCUAGCACUCCACAUCCCCCAGACCUGGCUGCUGCCUCUUGGACCAGCACCGUGGCCCUGCAGAUGUCCGUGUCAGGCAGGCCAAGGCAGCACACAGCCAGCCAUGGAGAGGCAAGCCUGGAUACUGAGGAGCUUCCUGGCACAGGUGCACAGCAAGGAGGCAGAAGGGGACGAGACAGAUCGAGGCUUUGCUGGCGAGUUCAUGAGGCUCAAAAGGCAGUCGACCAAGUACCGUACUGACAAGAUCUACCCCACGAAGACAGCAGAGAAACAGGAGAAUGUCAAGAAGAAUCGAUACAAAGACAUUGUUCCCUUCGACCACAGCAGGGUAAAACUCUCCCUCCCUGCCUCCAAAAAUGACUCAGAGUACAUCAAUGCCAGCUUCAUCAAAGGGGUGAAUGGGUCUAGGGCUUACAUUGCCACCCAGGGUCCUCUGCCCCACACUGUUUUGGACUUCCUGAGGAUGGUCUGGGAGUACAACAUUGAGAUCAUCGUGAUGGCAUGUCGGGAGUUUGAGAUGGGCAGGAAAAAGUGUGAGCGCUACUGGCCAGAGAAAAAGGAGGAGGCUUUUGUGUGUGACCCGUUCUCAGUUUACUGUGACAAAGAGGACAGUAAAGGGGAUUAUUUGAGCAGGACACUGAGGCUGAGCUAUCGCUCUUCAACCCGUACUCUGCACCAGCUGCACUAUAUGAACUGGCCUGACCAUGGGGUGCCAGACUCCAUCCCCCCCAUCCUGGAGAUGCUGCAGGAGAUGCGCUCCCUCCAGGCCCACGAUGACCUUCCUAUCUGCAUCCACUGCAGUGCUGGCUGUGGAAGAACAGGGGCCCUGUGUGUCAUCGAUUACACCUGGAACUUGGUCAAGACACAGCGGAUCACAGAGGACUUCAACAUCUACGACCUGGUGCAGGAUAUGAGGACCCAGAGGCCGUCAGUGGUUCAAACUAAGGAACAAUAUGAGCUGGUGUACAGAACCAUCAGGUUCCUGUUUGAGAGAUACCUGCAAUCUGAGGAGGUGCCCUACUUCAUCUCCACAGCCAGUGAGAGUGAGGCUUCAGACCUGAGUGAAGAGUCUGAGUCUGGCCCCAAAACACAGGACAGACUUCUGUCACAGACAUUGCUAAGUUACCCAGUAGAGGAGGAGCCAUGGGGGAUGUCCAAUCACGUUGCUGCGUUGUCCUUGUCAAUGCCAGAGGUGUGUGAUGCUGAGGCAGCUGGUCCUUCCUCAUCAGACGUCCUGAGCUGCCUGCGAGUGAGGGACAGUCAACCGCAGAAACAGAGACCCUUCUCCCUCCAAACAGUACCAACUCCCCUGGCCACCAGGAUGGAGAGGGAGAGGGAGGAGGCAGUGAUGUCCCAGCUGCUCUCCCAGGUCCCCGCCUUCGUCUGCCUCACAGUGGAGGACCCUUACUUUGGGCCUGAGUCUUUGCCAAACUCCCCUGUGGAUCCAGAGACAUCCGGAGGUUCUGUUGAGAGCUUGGCUCUUCUGCCUCAGUGGCAGGACAACCCUUGCUCCACCGUGCCCAGUUUGGCUCUUAACGACCAGGCCAUGGAGCUACCGGUGCUGCCUGCUUCCACAAGGUCUGACAGCCCUCCACCAUUACCUGAGCGGACCCUUGAGUCCUACCUGCUGGCUGGAGAUACAGAGAGCUUCGACCCCAGUCAGAGGUUAGAGGUCAUCAUUCCCCCUAACGCUGCGGCUGAUGCUCUCAGGGAGCUUGGAGUAAGCCCCCCCUCACCUGUGCCCCCACUCCCAGACAGAACCCCAGAGUCGUUCUUGUUGGCCAUUGAUGCAGCUCCUGGUGAGGUGGAGCAGUCAGACGUGACCAGGAGCCGGCUGGGGACCUCCUCAGAGUGGUCAGGGCACACACAGGCUCCAGUACCUCAGUACCUGGAGAAGCGAAUCUGGUCCAGGAGCAAGAGCUUAAAAGUGAACAUGAAACCUUCAGCAUCAGGCUUCUCGACUUCAUCAUAUACAUCCUCAGACCUCCCUUCUCCACCUCUCCCUCCCAAUUAUAUAACUCCCCCUGCCUCACCCCAAGUUACCAGAAGCCUGACCCCGCCCUUGCCCGAGAGGACCCCAGAGUCCUUCAUCCUGGUGACCGAGGGAGGCCCCCAGAGCAGCGCCCCCUGCCUGCCGAGCGUCCCCCAGGCCUCUCAGAGGAUAGGCACGUCCUCAGAGUGGUCGGGAAGCUCUCAGCCCAAGAGAUUGCUGGAUGCUGUCAUGAACCGGAGCAAGAGUGUGCGAACAAAGAGUUCAAUACAAGAACCGCUGUCGACAGUUCCGUUUGUGGCUCCACCUCCUGUGGUCGUCGCUGGAGGAGGAAGUCCUGAGGUGACAGUACAGCAGGAUCAGGCUGUGGAGAGUAGAGGGUCUCCCAGCCAUGAGAGCACUGACUGGUCUGACAAGUCUGCUGGGAAGGCCAUGUCCAGAACCAAGAGUCUGAAGUUUUUCAAGUCGAAACAAAAGUCUAAGGUAGCCCACCCACCACCAUGUGCUGCCUCCGGACCUUCGACUUCAUACAGCGCUUCCCUGUCAGUCUUUAAGUUUGGAUUUGGGCUUCGCUUUGGGAAACCCAAAGGCCCCAGGAGUCAACCUGAUAACUGGGUGUGAGACUGUAGCUGUGCCCCUCUCCUCUCUCAUGGAGUGGAACCUUGCAUGGAACCAGGAGAAUGUUUUUCAUGAUUAUUUCUAAUAUAAUAUAUAUGUAAAGGACCAUGGGCUGUUUGAAGUCGGGGGAUCCUAUGACAUGUGUCAAUCUCAGGGUACAAUGAUCCUCUUCUUAUCAGCUUUGCAGAGGAGCACAUGUUGAAGACCUGCUGGCGACAGAUUGAUUGUACUGUGACUGUGUCCGUGCCUUGGGGAAAUGUGAGCGAGUGCUUACUGAAGUAUAAGCAACUCCUGGUGAGAAUCUUCGAUUCUGUUGUGCUACCUGAACAAAAAGGUUUUUUUUCUUUACGUGAUCAAAAUGUGAGAUGUUUAAUUCUCCCAUCAUGACCUGACCUGAUCUGAAUUCUCUUUGGGAAACAACUCUCAUCUUUUUUUCUUUUUACCAUUUGGUGGAACAAUGAACAGUAAGGCACUGUUCUGUUAUGUGUGCUGCAUACCUGCAAACUUGUCACUUUUUAGUGAAAAUAGCCGUUUUGAAUGAAAAAAAUGUCAUCCACGUGAAUCAUGUAGAUCCGGAGAGUUUUUAUAAAUGUGUCACCUUUUUCAGCCCUUCAUAGUUUGCAGGUAUGGUGCUGAAUAAUGAGUUCAUGUGCUCUGGAAUGAGAGCACCAGCAUGAGCUGUCUACAGCGCCCCCUGUCUGUCAGUGAAGGCACCUGGGUGUCAGUGGUGUCUCUUACCUCAGUCACAUAGCCUUCAUGAAAAGGGAUUCUGUGCUACUGUACACAAAAGGAAUUAAAAGCAACAUCCUCCAGAGAAUGUACGAAUAAAUCAAAAAUAUUUAUUUAGAAAAA
Molecule: messenger RNA, 3636 nt
Organism: Hypomesus transpacificus
Lineage: Eukaryota; Metazoa; Chordata; Actinopteri; Osmeriformes; Osmeridae
Gene: ptpn22
Product: protein tyrosine phosphatase non-receptor type 22
Exons: 27
Coding region: 280-2787 (835 amino acids)
Biological process (GO): peptidyl-tyrosine dephosphorylation
Cellular component (GO): cytoplasm; nucleus
Molecular function (GO): non-membrane spanning protein tyrosine phosphatase activity
Source: RefSeq, a predicted model, not a curated record